AUUUUUUAAUUGACAAUCUUAUGCUCCUUUUAUAUAUAUCACUGUAUUAUAGCCAAAGUUGAUAAUCUCCUCUUAUGGAUCUCAGUAGCCAUGGCCGGAAACUUUUUUCUCCAAUCCCAACUCCUCCUUCAUUCUCUACCUCGCCGCCGCAAUCUGGCCGCGCCACCUUCCUGAUCACGGCCACCGUGGUAGUUCUGGCGUCUUCUUUGCUUCUAAUCAGCCUCUACGUGAUCAAGUGCUACAGCAACUGCCGGAGAAUCAGCCGUUUACGGCGGUUUUCGUUCUCCAGAAGGAGCGGCGGCGGCGUGGAUGAGGGUUUUGUGCUGAGCUCGCCGGACGUGGUGAACGGAGGAGGACUGGAGCGAUCGGUGAUCGAAUCGAUCCCGACGUAUGAGUUCAAGAGAGUUGCAGGAGAGGGGAAUUCAUCGUCGUGCGCUGUGUGCUUGAACGAGUUUCAGGGAGGGGAGAAGCUGAGAGUUAUACCGCACUGCGGCCAUGGCUUCCAUAUCGAAUGCAUUGAUGUUUGGCUUCGUAAUAACGCCAAUUGCCCAAUCUGCAGAAACUGCAUUUCCUCGUCGGCGAUUUUUUCGAACCCCGGCGGUUCUACUGGCGAUUUCACGGCAGCCGGGAGUAAUGGAGACGACGACGGCGUUGUUAUUGAACUUGAUGAGGAUCUGUCUCCCACACCGAAAUUUGAGAGAAAAAAUCGGAGAAAAUUCAGGCGAGUUACCAGCGUUGGGGAUGAGUGCAUUGACAUUAGGCAAAAGGAUGAGCAGUUUGCGGUUCAACCGAUCAGGAGAUCUUUCUCGAUGGACUCGGCGGCGGACCGGCAGAUUUAUUUGGCGGUUCAGAAGGCAGUUCAGCAGCAGAAACGCCGGGAAGAUGAGAUCAUAAGUUCCGGCGAGAGUAGCAGUAGCAGAAUUAACAAGAAGUCGUUUUUCUCUUUUGGGUAUGGACGAGGAUCAAAAAAUUCAGUUCAAACUGCAGGUUCAUUCGGAACCUUAAAUUAG
Ipomoea nil (Japanese morning glory) is the source of this 1010-nucleotide messenger RNA. RefSeq names its product RING-H2 finger protein ATL16-like. The record is from RefSeq and is a predicted model, not a curated record. Gene Ontology annotation, biological process: protein ubiquitination. Bases 75 to 1010 code for a protein of 311 amino acids. Gene Ontology annotation, molecular function: transferase activity. The transcript has a single exon. Lineage: Eukaryota; Viridiplantae; Streptophyta; Magnoliopsida; Solanales; Convolvulaceae.